UAUCUUAUGAUGCAGAGGAAGAGCAAAACAUAGAGUAUUAUUUUUAUCUGGAUCAUGCAAGUUCAGGGCAAAAGGAAUGGCCGCAAACGUAUCCGUCGACGGAAAUGCAUCUAACCUAUUUUGUUCCAAUACCUAAAAUCUACAUCAAUUGGUUGCAAUUAGUACAAGUUUUCCAACUUCAAAUAUGGAUUCCACUUUUACUUUCAAUCAUGGCUUUUAUUGUUUACUUUUGGGUUGAAAUGUUAGUAACCAGUUCACCUAUACAAAGUCCUAUAAUGACAGUUUAUGGAACAUUUUUAACACAAUCUUUGAGUUUUAAACAAGUUCCACGACGUUCAUCAUCCCGAAUGGUAUUUGCAUUAGCAUUAAUAGCUGUUGUCAAAUUUUCUUCGCUGUUUGCGACUGGAAUUGUUACACAAAUGGCAGUACCAAGAUACGAAGAUGGAAUUCGAACAGAAGAUGAAAUUGAGGAACACGGAUACUUAAAAGUCAGUUUCGCCGAUUUGUAUUCACACCAAGAUAUUACCGAUCCAAUUGAGAGAGAAAAAGUUAAAGACGCAAGAUACACAAAACUAAUGGAACAAUUAACACGUGGAGGUGCAAAGGCAAUUCAUCACUGGUUAAUGACAGAAUCAGGCCUUCUGGUUGAUAUUCCAAGACUAUUGUCGAGAAAACCCUCAAAAGCGCCUCACAAAUAAGUUAUACACAUUUUCACGCUCGAAGAAGUUCAUACGCCACGUUAAUCCCUCAACUUAACGACUUCAUUCUACAAUGCAAGGAGGCAGGAUUAUAUCACAAAUGGGAGUGGGAUAUGUACAUGAAAAUGUUCAACAUGUUCACCAUCUUGAAAUUUCUAGACGAUAACCUCCCCCCAAUCAAACCGAGAACUUUAAGUAUCAUACAAUUACAAGGACCAUUUUGGUUUUUAUUGAUUGGAAUCAUAA
Molecule: messenger RNA, 944 nt
Organism: Dalotia coriaria
Lineage: Eukaryota; Metazoa; Arthropoda; Insecta; Coleoptera; Staphylinidae
Exons: 6
Coding region: 105-698 (197 amino acids)
Source: RefSeq, a predicted model, not a curated record